AUGGUCAACGUCCUCCUCUCAGCAGCGACUCUGCUCGCCAUCGCCCACGCCGCCCCCUCCGGCUCCGGAAGCAGCAGCAGCAGCAGCGUCCAAAAGAACCAAGUCCUCGCUACCUUCGACGACCUGACCGCCGUACCAGGCGCCUCCGAACUCAGCCCAAUCAACACCUACAAAGGCCUCAAUUACAACUCCUUCGACGUCCUCCAAGCCGGUGUCGCCGGCCUCGCCACAGGUGUGACUCCUCAGUCCAGCCCUAACACCGCUGUCAAUGCCUUGACAAACGACCUCACGACCGGCGGUCCCUCUCUCACCACAGCCACCGUCAAGGCCUUCGAUCUCCAGUACCUCUACUUCGGCUGCGUCGCCAUGUCCCUCGAGACCGUGGCCAGUGUACCGCUCGAGUGCACCGUCGCUUUCACAGCAUACAAGGUCGGCAGCGAUGUACCCUUCGCGACCGUCAACCAGCAAUUCAACCCUACCAAUGCUGUCAUCUCCAAAAUGUCCAAGGCCGAUUUCGGUGGACAGUAUCUGUCCGAGUUCUCUGGCCUGGAUCGUGUGGAUAUCUCUGUUGUGCAAUCCGCUGGCACGUCGACCCUGACAGCACUGUUGAUUGACAACGUUGCGUACGCUACCUACAACUACUAG
This is a messenger RNA of Recurvomyces mirabilis, 645 nucleotides long. RefSeq lists its product as uncharacterized. The coding region runs from base 1 to 645 and encodes 214 amino acids. NCBI's taxonomy places the organism in Eukaryota, Fungi, Ascomycota, Dothideomycetes, Mycosphaerellales, Teratosphaeriaceae. The record is from RefSeq and is a predicted model, not a curated record. The transcript has a single exon.